Molecule: messenger RNA, 1190 nt
Organism: Asparagus officinalis (garden asparagus)
Lineage: Eukaryota; Viridiplantae; Streptophyta; Magnoliopsida; Asparagales; Asparagaceae
Product: coatomer subunit beta'-2-like
Exons: 7
Coding region: 1-972 (323 amino acids)
Biological process (GO): intracellular protein transport; vesicle-mediated transport
Cellular component (GO): membrane coat
Molecular function (GO): structural molecule activity
Source: RefSeq, a predicted model, not a curated record
AUGGAGUUCGUCGUCGAGACUCGUCGUCAGCUCCAGUUCGUCGUCGAGACUCGACGUCGUCUCCAUCUCGUCGUCGACUCCAGUUCGUCGUCGAGACUCGUCGUCGUCACCGCCACAGCCCCAACGCCGUCAUCAUCCCCUCCUUUUCGUUGCUCGGAGAUCGUCGCCGCCGCUGCUCAAAGAUGGCCGAUACAGAAGGUUGUCGGCGUUACUGGAGGUCGACAGUUAGACAAGGCUGAGGAAUGCUUAUCACAAGCAAUGGAUCUGAGUGGUUUGUUACUUAUUUAUUCUGCUCUCGGUGAUGCCGAAGGAAUUGCUAAACUUACAUCUCUUGCUAAAGAACAAGGGAAGAACAAUGUGGCCUUCCUUUGUUUAUUUUUGUUAGGAAAAUUCGAUGACUGCCUUCAAUUGUUGGUUGAUAGCAACCGUAUUCCAGAAGCUGCCUUGAUGGCGUGUUCUUAUCUUCCAAGCAAAGUCUCAGAGAUCGUUGCAAUUUGGAAGAAAGAUCUCAUUAAGGUCAAUCCAAAGGCUGCAGAGUCCUUGGCUGAUCCUGAAGAGUACUCAAACUUAUUUGAGGACUGGCAGGUUGCUCUUGCUGUAGAGUCUAAUACCACCCAAAACAGGGAACAAAGCAGGGGUUUAGCAAACACAGAUGAUGAUGAUUUUUCGAACAAUGAUUAUGAGCAAGAGAAAUGGCCAAGGAGGAAAGGAAAGGCAGAGACAUUUUCAAAUUUCGGCUUUGAGGAAAAGGCACGAAGGGUUGAUGCCCAGACAAAAUGGAAGUAUGUGCCUGAAACAGAUGCUAACAGCUUGCAUUCUGAUGAUGAUCUGAAUGCACUUUUAAAGGAAGAGGAAGAGCUGGUAAUUGCGCACCGUAAACAAGUUGAAGAUACGAUAAAUACUGUUAGGGAGGUAAGUGAAAUUAAGUUAUUAUUGAAAUUCUGUCUAGAUGAGUAUGACUUUCCAAGUUAAAUCACUUCUAAAGCUAACAAGUGAUCUCUGGGAGGCUGCUGUGGGAAAGAAUUUAAGUUGCAUUGGGUUCAGUUUAUCAUUUGACCCUUCUAGUUUGCUAUGGGUAAUAAUUUGUUUGAACUUUUUGUUUGUUUCUAUAUUUAUCAAGUAUGACGAUGAAAUAUUGGCAACACUGUUAUAACUGAUUACACCGAUAAACAGAUCUCGUUUGUUUUUUU